AGUCUGAUUUGCUUAUUGUCGCUUGCGGCGUGCGGAGCCCUGAGUUGGGUGGUGCUGCAACAGAACGAGCGGUUCUCCCAAAUCGAGGAGAAGUACAAAUCUCUACACGGGAAGACUUCGGGUCUGUUCGACAUGGAGGAAGAAGUUCUCAGAGUUUCUAGAAAGCUUGCCGCCUCUGAGGAUGACCUACGGCAGGCGCUCUCCACCGUCUCCUUGGCAACAGGACUCCAGCAGGACAUCUCCACCCUCCACGCCGCCGUCAUGGCGAUGCAGGCCGACGAGAGCUCCGCCUCCCGUGACCUGCAGAUGGUCAACGCCCACUUCCUCAAUGUGACGGAGACGUGGCAGGAGCGUCUGGCGGCCAUCACCUCCGACCUGGCUGCCCUCAAGGCCGAGUCACGGGAAGCUCACGCCGGAGCCACCGACCGGGUGAACGAGGCAGAGCGGAGGGCCCGGUCGCUGGCAGAGAAGCUGGAGGAGCUUGAGGACAGCACGAAGAGGAACGCCCGAGCUCUGGAGCGCGCAGAGGAGGACGACACCAAACGAGCGCAGGAUCAGCUGGACUGGAACACCAAGCAGAUCCACAAGCUGGAGGAGCAAUACAACAGCCUGACCAAGAGGGAGACUGAACUCAGCUCCCAGCUCCGGGAGCACAUUCCCAGGGCACAGGAGUGUGAAGAGUACCUGCCGCAGGUGGAGGAGGCGGUGCGCGGCAUCCUGAGGCUCGGCGGGGAUCUGAGCGGGGCGGAGAAGAGGCUGGAGGAGUUGACAUUGCAGGUGUUUGGGACUGAGGACAGCAUGCUGAAAGCGCUGAACGAAAUCCUCGACAUGAGACAGGAGCUGGACACCAUGCAGGCUCAAAACAGCAUCCUGAAGAUGAAGAAUGAGCUGUCUGUGGUUAAAGAGGCGGUCCGUGAACUCACCAUGGUGUUAAGGGAAAAUAGGGGUGACAGCCAAAAGGACCCAGACACUCUGGAAGAAGGAGAAGGAUGGAAAGAGGAAGAGGAGGAGGAGGAGUGGGAAAAAGAUGACCAGGAUGAAGCAAAUCAACCUCUUCAUGAUGGACUCACUGAAUGAUGUCAUUGUUUUUAUUUCGCUAGGGAAAAGGAGCGGCCCUGUUUUACUGUUUGUUGUAAAAGGCUUUUAAAGUUCAGUAUUAAUUUUUUGUAAAAUGUGCAGCUCAGUUUAUUUUCAGAAAAUUGUGACUGUCAUUGUGUCAAAGUAACCUAAUUUCAACAUGAAUUCAGGCAUACGUGCACUGAUAUACACAGGUACAAUCAGAAAUAUGUUUUAGUGGUUUGGUUCAUGCAGAAUGACGCAUUUAGGUUUCCACAGCACUGAUACAACACAUUACGAUAUCUUUGACAGUCUUUCUGGAUGUAACUAUAUUGGCGGUGAAACAAUCAGUUGAUUGACAGAAAAAUAACUUAAAAAAAUAACUUAAUUAAUCGUUUCAAUAACUUUCUAAGCACAAUUGCCAAAUAUUUACUAUUUCCAGGUAUUGAUUUGUGGAUUAGCUGUUUCCCUUUGUCUUAUUUGAUAGUAACUGAAUAUUUUUAGGGGUUUGAAAUGUUUGACUGUUCAGGGAAAAACAAGCAACUUGAUCACAUUAUUAUCUCGUGCGUUUGGAAAUUUUGAUGAGAAUGUGUCUUAGUUUUUUACAUUAGAUUUGGAGCAGAAAUAGAUUUUGUAGAUGUAUAAUAAAUCUUUAUAUUUAUGUUGACUGUUACAUUUCCAUCUGAUUUUAGUUUCACCUGUUUAAAGAGUGGCAGUUUUUCAUCACUUGGCUUAUUUAAUAAAACCACAUUUUUUGUGUAAGGGUCUUAUUUGUGCAAAUUUGUUCUCUUAACUGUGAUUUUACUUUGAUUUUGAUUCUUCUCCUUACUACAUAAAAAGGAAAACAUCCCUGAGAUAAUGUCAGUGAAUA
Molecule: messenger RNA, 1927 nt
Organism: Xiphias gladius (swordfish)
Lineage: Eukaryota; Metazoa; Chordata; Actinopteri; Istiophoriformes; Xiphiidae
Product: inhibitor of nuclear factor kappa-B kinase-interacting protein-like
Exons: 3
Source: RefSeq, a predicted model, not a curated record